Messenger RNA from Anguilla anguilla (European eel), 3983 nucleotides. Its product is annotated as transcription factor Sox-10-like. The transcript is spliced from 3 exons. Bases 1 to 1455 code for a protein of 484 amino acids. Gene Ontology annotation, biological process: morphogenesis of an epithelium; negative regulation of transcription by RNA polymerase II; enteric nervous system development. Gene Ontology annotation, molecular function: RNA polymerase II cis-regulatory region sequence-specific DNA binding; DNA-binding transcription factor activity, RNA polymerase II-specific. Gene Ontology annotation, cellular component: nucleus. The record is from RefSeq and is a predicted model, not a curated record. Lineage: Eukaryota; Metazoa; Chordata; Actinopteri; Anguilliformes; Anguillidae.
AUGUCGGGAGAAGAUCAGAGUUUGUCAGAAGUGGAGAUGAGUCCUGGAGCCUCCGACGAUGCUCUCUCGCUGUCGCCUGGUCACUGCUCGGGAGCAAUGGGCGGGAGCGACUCACCUUUAGUCACGCCACAGCAUCAGAUUCCAGGUGUGGGCAGCGAGACAGGUGGAACCGCGGUUAAAUCGGACGAAGAAGAUGAUCGCUUUACGCUUGGCAUUCGUGAGGCCGUCAGCCAGGUGCUGAAUGGCUACGACUGGACUCUGGUGCCCAUGCCCGUGCGCGUCAACUCGGGAAGCAAGAGCAAGCCUCACGUUAAGAGGCCUAUGAAUGCUUUCAUGGUGUGGGCGCAGGCUGCGCGCCGGAAACUGGCCGACCAGUACCCUCAACUGCACAACGCGGAACUCAGCAAAACUUUGGGCAAACUGUGGAGACUCCUAAAUGAGAAUGACAAGAAGCCCUUCAUCGAGGAAGCGGAGAGGCUGCGCAAACAGCACAAGAAGGACUACCCCGAGUACAAGUACCAGCCGCGCCGCCGCAAGAACGGGAAGCUGGCCUCCGGCUCCGAGGCCGACGCCCACUCUGAAGGUGAGGGCAGCCACAGCCAAUCACAAUACAAGAGCCUUCACCUGGAGCACGCCCACUCCGGGGGAGCAGGGUCUCCAUUGGCCGAUGGGCAUCAGCCUCAUUCAGCAGGUCAAAGCCACAGCCCCCCAACACCCCCCACCACUCCGAAGACAGAGCUGCACUCUGGGAAAUCGGGAGAAGGGAAGCGGGAAGGUGGCGGAGGAGGCGGGGCCCGGGGCGGGCUGGGCUCCGCGGGGGAGGGGGCAUCUGGAUCGGGCGCGGGGAAACCGCACAUCGACUUCGGCAACAUGGACAUCGGCGAGAUCAGCCACGAGGUGAUAGCCAACAUGGAGCCCUUCGACGUGAACGAGUUCGACCAGUACCUGCCUCCCAACGGGCACCCGGGCAUGGGGCAGGGCGGGGCGGGGGGCGGCGGGGCGGGGUCCUCGGCCACGCCCUACGCCUACGCCCUGGCCGCGGCCAGCGGACACUCGGCGGCCUGGCUCUCCAAGCAGCACCAGCAGCAGCACUCCUCCCUCAGCCCGGACUCCUCCAAGGCCCAGAUCAAGAGCGAGGCCUCCUCGGGGGGCCACUUCGCCGAGGCGGCCCCAGGGGGGUCCCACGUCACCUACACCCCGCUCGGCCUCCCCCACUACGGCUCGGCCUUCCCUGCGCUGGCCUCCCGGGCCCAGUUUGAGUACGGGGACCACCAGACCUCCGGGUCCUACUACACCCACUCCGGCUCCCCCUCGGGCCUCUACUCGGCCUUCUCCUACAUGGGCCCGUCCCAGAGGCCCCUCUACACCGCCAUCAGCGACCCGGGCAGCGCGCCCCCGUCGCACAGCCCGCCGCACUGGGAGCAGCCCGUCUACACCACCCUGUCCCGACCGUGAGGGGGCGGGAGAGCGGGGCCACAAUUUAGAGACACAGAGGGGGGAGCGCUGCAGUGGGACGGAUAUGGAAGGACUGCUUCCGGUCAGUUUCGAGCUCAGCUCAGAGGGACACUGGAGGGACUAUCACUGCUGAAAAAUCCCUGGUUUAGGUCCGUACGUGCUUCAGUUUAGGAUGCACCCGCUCUCGUUUAGUGUGCCAACAGACACAAAGUCAGAUUUAGGACCAUGUUCUGGGCGAGACGUACAGUACAAAUUAGACUGUUGCUGAUUUGUCCUCAAAAAUGACUCUAAAUGUACAAUAUUUUCAGUUAUGGAAAAAGGAUGAAUGCGAGUCUCAUAAAAAAACUAAAUAUUAGAAGAGAGAUUCAAAGCAUUUUCUUUUUUGGUCUAAACUACGGACACACUUCAUUUAAGUAUUAUGUUGUUUGUACAUACCAUUUCCAAAGUCUGUAUAUAUGUUGAAGCUGUUUGUCACACUCCAAGUCCAGAUGUACACCAUAGAUUGAGCCAGAGGCUCAGAAGACAGACCAAUGAAAGUCAGAAUCGUUUCAAUGAAUAUUCCUUUAAUUGGAGCAUAAAGUACCGUGGAACAUCAAACCCAUGUCCGAGAUCUUAAACGUAAUUUUAAUCAGCUGUGUUGCAUAAAAAUGAUAAAACAGUAACUAAUAUUUUAUGACUGUAUGUCACCGUAUGGUUCACAUAUCAAAACUGAACCUUCCUGCUUGAACUGUCCUCGAUUUCUCUUUUGACUGAUUUUUCGGUUGUCAUUUCAUGUUAAACCUGUAUACGGGUCUACAUGACCUUCUGUUCAUUUAGCACUGACAGUGAGAGCCAAUCAUAUAGAAGCAGCCCAGUCAGCCCUAGUCAGUACAGCAGCGUACGGCCACCAUUGGUAGAGAUUACGCAUCAAGCAAAUGUGGAAGGAGUAGAAAGCAGUCCAGGGGUUUUUUUGAGUUUCCUGCCAUUUAAACGAUGUGCCUUAGCUUACUGCAUGAACGAAACAAAACUGACACUAACCCCCACCUCCGUGAUGAGUCUCAGUGGACUCUUCCAAACAGUCCCAGGGCAAAUUUAACUUUUCAGCUGGGAUUUAAGCUCUGGGUUCAAUGGUGGGAUCAUGCCAAAGUAUUGGGGAAAAAAUGGGGAUGAUACAAAAUGAAGUGUAUAUUCAUAGGAAUAUGAUCAUUUUUAUAUUGAAUAAUACUCCUUUUCGAUUAACCAAACUGAAUUUUUCCUGUAUUUUCAAAGAAAAUUGUAUUAUGCGAUCAUUGCUGUUUUGUUUAACGUUUGCUUAAUUAUUCUUUAAUUAUGUUCUUGUCAUUAAUGUAGUACACUGAUAUGUCUGUGCAUCUCUGUAUAACUAUGUUUUUCAAUGUUUCUUUUUCAAUUGUACAGUUUAGUGCAACACGCCAGUGUAUUUGUCCAAUAAUCAGCUUUAACUUGUUUUAUUAUGCCAUUUUUAUCUUUUAUAUGGCUUUUUUGUCAUUUUAAGGUAGUUAUCACAGAGAUCAGGAGGUGCCUGAGCAUGGAAAUCAGUGAAUGAAGGACUAGGAGGCAGAGAGAGCAGAAAACAUAAACCACAAUCCAUAACGUGCCAAUGUGGACAAUGCAGUGUUCAGUGCUGUGUCCCCCGUGCUCCAAAUAUAUAGCUUGAUCAUCAGAAAAUUGAUUUACUUUUGAUGUUUCCGUAGACUGGGUUCUCUUGUCAGAGGUUAAAGCAGGGUAGAGAUAAAGUUUUGGGAGAGGUGGAUGGGGGAAAAGUCACAAAUCUUUUUGCACACUGUAUGCAAUCUACAUUAAUCCAGUAAAUAUUUGAAAGGACAAACAUUCCAAAUACAGAAGACAAUGAGCUGAAGGGGAAUCAGGGUUUCCUAAAGGGCCUUCAGAACCUGCUCGCGUCAUAUCCUAAGAGCAUUUAAAUCCUCAUUCUACCUUCAGCUUUCCUGAGGGUUGGAACCUAUGCCGUUGCGCACAUUGCCAUUAAAGCAAGAUACAGUUCUAAGCUCAUUUAAAUCACCGAGCAAGCCUUAGGUUCCAUAAGAUUUGUCCUGGAUACUUGCCAAAAUGUGUCUCGGAAUCUGUAGUUAUGAAGCAAUCAUAAAAUAUGUAGUAGGUGAUUGCCAUGUGUUUUGUCUUGAUGCCAAGGAAAUUUGUGGAACACAGGAGGAAAAAUAUGAACAUAUAGCUGUGUAGAAAAAUGCUCUAUUUACAAGGGCCAAUGUUCAUGUGUGUCGAAGUUUAAAACCUGUUCCUAGUUGUCCCUUUCAUUCCUUCCCCAGAAAUGCAGGACCAUGAAGCUCCAAGUUCCCACUUCUGAUCUCUGCCCCUAAACAAUGUGAAGUAUCUUGGGUUUCUUAUUUGAGAUUUGUGCAUUUUAUACAAUACUAUUUCUUAUUGUCUGGUUCAUCUUUUGAAAGGCAUAUUUUACAUUUCUGAAAUGUUGUUUCCUUUUACAACAUAAACUUGUUUUUUAUUGUCAGACUUUGUGUUGUUUUUUAAAUGUUAUGUAUUAAAACAAACUAUUUAUA